GAUCUGGCCCAUCAUAAAGCCUGUCUCAUCGAAGUUGUACAUGUCUUCAUCCUGGAUGCCAUACUUGGCUUUGACGUUGGCUACCAGGCCAAACCAGCCCUGCAGAACCUCAGGAUCCUCACAGAGAGCUCUCUUCUCAGGCGAGCGCGUUACAAAGCGAUCAGCCCAGCACUUGCCAAUAGGCUUGCCACCGCGUACAGCCAGCAGUUUAUCAGCCAUAUCUGCCACCUCGCACAGCCAGGGCGCAAAUCCUCGCAAGUCGAGGUUGAGUAUGUAUUGGAUGAUCGUCUGCUAUUC
Didymella exigua CBS 183.55 is the source of this 297-nucleotide messenger RNA. RefSeq lists its product as uncharacterized. The record is from RefSeq and is a predicted model, not a curated record. NCBI's taxonomy places the organism in Eukaryota, Fungi, Ascomycota, Dothideomycetes, Pleosporales, Didymellaceae. The annotation marks the transcript as partial. The transcript is spliced from 2 exons.